Capsaspora owczarzaki ATCC 30864 is the source of this 1122-nucleotide messenger RNA. RefSeq names its product ring finger protein. The transcript is spliced from 6 exons. Gene Ontology annotation, molecular function: ubiquitin protein ligase activity; metal ion binding. The coding region runs from base 67 to 1035 and encodes 322 amino acids. The record is from RefSeq and is a predicted model, not a curated record. Gene Ontology annotation, cellular component: endoplasmic reticulum membrane; Golgi membrane. NCBI's taxonomy places the organism in Eukaryota, Filasterea, Ministeriida, Capsasporidae.
UUGACUUUUUUUUUUGUUUCCGUUCAUACCCACUCUUCAUUCUCUCUCACUUGCAACAAAUCGUGAAUGGAAGUCCACGGACGACACGUCCACAUUAAAGAUCCUCAUGCCGUUGGUACCAUGGACUUGUCCAUGCUCACUGAGGAGCAGCGCGCAGACGUAAAAAACCGCGCUGAAUUUAUGGAGAAACACAUGGGGCACGACUCGAUGCACGCGCAAAUGGCGCUGAUUCUGUUGAUUUCGAUGGUCGGCGGCCAAGUGUUGCUCUUCAUGUGGAAGCGAUGGCGGCCUCGCGCGUUUCAACGGCUGACCUUGCUAGGCAUGCUGCUCGUGCCACCGCUCAUCGCUGCACACGCUGGGUUUUGGCGAUUCCUCGUAUCCUGGUCUGCCUUUGUCAUGCUCACGGGCUAUGUCGGUUUCCUCGCAACACGCAAUCCUCUGGAUCGCCGAACACCUCGGCUGGUCUACGCAGUCUUUGUGCUGCUCUACAAGACCACCUACUUUGUGGGCACCUUUGGGUACAUUACCCUGUUUCUGGACUUCGCCUCUGGCGGUCGAAUGGUGAUGUUUGGCGCCCCCGUGGCCCAAACUGGCCUGCUCAUCUUGUUCUAUGCCCUUUACUAUGGCGUUCUUGGGCGAGACAUUGCCGAAAUGUGCACCGAUCGCAUGGCAUCGACAAUUGGGUUCACUCAGAUUGACGGCUUGCCGAAAAAGAAGCUGGACCCGAACAUGUGCGGCAUUUGCACAGAAAGUCUGCCUCCUGUUGGAUCGCCGGACGAAACCCGCGUUGUCAAGCUCGAGUGCCAACAUCAUUUCCACGAGUUCUGUAUUCGGGGCUGGUGCAUUGUUGGCAAGAAGCAGACAUGCCCUUACUGCAAGGAGAAGGUCGAUCUCAAGCAAAUGUUCCGCAACCCUUGGGAGAAGCAAGACUUGCUGUACGGCAACUUUUUGGACGUCUUCCGCUACCUGCUCGUCUGGCAGCCAGUGAUUAUGAAGCUCGUUAACUUUUACUUUAGUGUUUCAGGGCUCGAGUAGAAAGAGGGGAAGGGGAAACUUGUUGUUGCUUGAUUAUUUUUCUAUGUGUUAUUGUUUGUUUUUUUAAUAUGCACGCCAUUCAACCUG